This is a messenger RNA of Pygoscelis adeliae (Adelie penguin), 1503 nucleotides long. It is a transcript of the gene EEF1AKMT2, whose product is annotated as methyltransferase like 10. Lineage: Eukaryota; Metazoa; Chordata; Aves; Sphenisciformes; Spheniscidae. Gene Ontology annotation, molecular function: protein-lysine N-methyltransferase activity. Gene Ontology annotation, biological process: peptidyl-lysine dimethylation; peptidyl-lysine monomethylation. The coding region runs from base 1 to 672 and encodes 223 amino acids. Gene Ontology annotation, cellular component: cytoplasm. The transcript has 6 exons. The record is from RefSeq and is a predicted model, not a curated record.
AUGGAGAUUGGGCUGGACCUUGAACAACACCAGGGAUUCUGGGAUGCUGCGUAUGAAAGAGAACUGCAAACUUUUCAAGACAUUGGAGAUGCUGGUGAAAUUUGGUUUGGAGAAGAAAGCAUGGUUCGUAUAAUCAGAUGGUUGGAAAAACAAAAGGUUCCCCUUGACAGCUCUGUGCUUGACAUUGGAACGGGAAACGGUGUUUUACUGGUUGAAUUGGCAAAGUCUGGCUACAUGAAUCUCACUGGGAUUGAUUACUCUCCUUCUGCAAUACAACUUUCAGAAAAAGUAAGAGAGAAAGAAGGGAUGUCUAACAUUAAAUUAAAGGUAGAAGACUUCCUGGCUCCAUCAGCUGAGUUAUCAGGAUUUGAGAUUUGUAUUGACAAGGGGACUUUUGAUGCCAUAAGCCUUAAUCCUGAUAACGCGGUGGGAAAGAGGAAGGAGUACGUGAGAUCGCUCUGCAGUGUAUUGAAACCAGAGGGCUUUUUCCUCAUAACGUCUUGCAACUGGACCAAGGAGGAGCUGUUGAAUGAGUUCAGAGAAGGAUUUGAAAUUCUGGAGGAGCUGCCAACACCGAAGUUUUGCUUUGGAGGAAGAAUUGGAAACAGUGUAACAGCAUUGGUUUUCCAAAGGAAAAAAGUGAAGCCAUCCAUCUUGGACAAAUUAGAUUAGUUGAGAAAAGUCUGAACUUUAAACCUGACAGAAAACCUCAGACACAUGGGUAAAUAAAUGCUCUUUGAGUACACAGUAAAAUACUAUGUAUAGAACUCUAAGGGACUAUAAAACAUUGCCCUAGAAACAUUUCAGAUUUGCAUAACUUGCCCGUAAACUUUGUCCUUGCUACAACCUCACUUGUUUUAGGGAAGCUGCAAGUUUGUACAUGAGAGAGAAAUAAGGCAUUCUGAAUAUGCAGACUACUAUAACUGAAUGAUAUUUGCGUUUGGAACAUAAAGAUUAUCUGGUAUUUAAUUUCUGUAUUGGUAAUCAGUGAGCAAUAGAGGUAAAAGUAUUCUACGAAGCAAAAAUCUAAUUUCUCCAUUGUGUGGUGUAAUAGGGAACAAGCUUUUGCAAUGUAAGUGCUGGAUCUUUUAUUUUUUUCUUACGUGAACAUGAAUGUAGCUGUUAAGGAGGGAAAUGGAUGUAAAAGCUGUAGCACUUGCAAAAAGGGACCAGUUAGUGCUUUAAAUUCAGGCUUUCAGAGGUUCUCAGACUCAGCGUAGUUCUGUCUCCACUGCAGUAGCUCAACUCUUUUCCCACAGCGGGAGGCUCUUGAGUGUUUUUGAAAAUCUCACUUGUAUGACUGUGUGCAUGCUUCAUCAGUUAUUUCCACUGAUCCCAUAAAUAUAUAAAGGUGUGAUGUUACAAUCUCACUAGCAUGGGACAUAAGCCUCUUUCAUUAUUAAUUUGCUAUAGAGUAAUGUCUUAAGAGCCAACAAUGACUGUAUCUUUUCCAGUGAAUUUCUCAGGACAGAUUUUAGCUGCAUAAAUCCAGAAGAAUUCAAA